GCUGAGAAGCCGAGUAUGAUGAACUGAGUGGCGGAACAUCUUUAGUAAAAUGGGAAGCACUUUCUAAUUUAAGAAAAAAAAACACACAGCUUAAUAGUUGAUAAAGUUAAAAGACCUCGAAGUUUGGAGCACGUCCCGUCGUUGGAGACACCGGGCCAGUUGCUGGGAGACGGUAGUUAAGCGGAGAAAGCGAGGACGGGCAACUCGAAAUAAGUACGGUCGGUGUUUUGUUUUUUUUAGAAGGAGUUAAAGCAUUCGCAGGAGAAUAAAACCAACUGGGCGAUUCUUUGAGCUGAAGAGGAUAUACAGCUGAGGAACAUAUCAGCAUGGUUACCACAAAGGGAGCAGGUCUAAACCCAAAUGCCAAAGUGUGGCAGGAGAUCCCUGCCCAGCAGAGUGACAUUCCCGGGGGAACAGAGGAUUCUUCUUGGCUGCAGGCCUACCCUCCCUCUGCUGAGAUGACUGCAGGUUACUCAGACGUUCCCUCUUCAGGAGGUAAAGGAUAUGACACUGAGUAUCUGGACAGCACUGCUGACUAUGCCCCAGUACCCUCCAGCGUGGUGAAUGACAUUGACCAGCCUGACUUGGGCUAUUUAGUCUUUGACCCACAGUGCAAAUCAACCGCAGACAGUGAUGUGUCUGUGGAACAACCAGUGACUGAGGAGAGUUUGAGAGACACUUUAAAGAAGCGGCUCGAGUUCUGCUUUUCUAGAGAGAACCUGUCUAAGGACCUGUACCUGAUAUCUCAAAUGGACAGUGAUCAGUUUGUUCCCAUCUGGACCAUUGCCUGCAUGGAGGACAUCAAAGCUCUUACCACUGACACGGACCUUAUUCUGGAUGUACUGCGAGCUUCCCCCAUGGUGCAAGUAGAUGAUGCUGGUGAAAAAGUUCGACCAAACCACAGUCGCUGCAUCAUCAUUCUAAGAGAAGUGCCAGAGACUACCCCAGUUGAGGAAGUAGAGGCUCUGUUCAAGAGUGAAAACUGUCCGAAAGUGUUAAGUGCUGAGUUUGCGCACAACAGCAACUGGUACAUAACAUUUCAGUCAGAUAUGGACGCAUUGCAGGCUUACAGAUACCUAAGAGAGGAAGUGAAAAUGUUCCAGGAGAAACCGAUCAUGGCCCGCAUUAAGGCCAUAAAUACGUUCUUUGGAAAGAAUGGCUUCCGCAGCAUGGAUUCAGGUGUUUUCAGUCAGCCUACCCAACCACAGACCCAGUUUGGCUCUCCGGUCUACAUGCAGCAGGUGUACAGCCCUCAGCAGCAGUACCCGGUUUAUCCUGUGGUGUCUCCGUCUUGGAACCCUUCAGUCAUGCCUUACUUUGAAACACCACUGGCGCCUUUUCCUAACAAUGGAUUCAUGAAUGGUUACAGCAGUCAGGGGAACUACAAAGCAAACACCAGCUUGAUCAACGCCCAUCGUUCCAUGAACAGAAACCGAAACCAUGUAAAAGGUCACCCUAGGCCUGGAGAUUUGCCCGCUUCUUCUUUGGUUCCAGGGUCCCUGAUGGAUGGUACAUCUGGUCCUUUGAGUCCCCAGGCCCUCCAAGCACCAGGGACACCCACCACACCACAGUCAAUGUCUUCUGCCUACAACUUUAAAGACAAUUCUCCACUGGCCACUAUUCCCAGUGGAGAUCUGAGCGGGGCUGGACGAGGAAGGAGAAGCAGCCAUAGAGGCAUGCGGAGGAAAAGAGAAGAUGAGCAUACAACGAGGUCUGUGAUGGAAGCCAAGGCACCACCUCCAAAAUUUGACUUGGCAGCUACCAAUUUCCCUCCUUUGCCAGGAUCAGUAGUCAGCAUGCAGGAAGAAACUGUGACAGAGGUGCGCCUCUCUGAUGUUGUGCGUGGAUUAAAGGUGACAGCCAAGUCUGUGAGCCGAGAGGUGAACUUGACCCGAAACACAAACGUCUCAGAAGAUCCAGUCAACAAACCUGAGUCUGUGACCACGGCUGCUAAACCUGCUGCUUCGGUGCCACAAUCAGAACUCCAGCCAAUCUCAAGUGCUUCUCCUCCAGCUAAGGAAGAAGAUAAAACGGAACCACAUGUUUCAGAGGAAAAAACCUCCUCGUCCACACAAGUUCUCUCUCCAACAACUUCAGAACCUUCCCCGCCCACCUGCAGCCAGGCUGUUGCUGCAGAAGCACCCUCACCAUCUCCCCCUAGUCCAACAUCAGAACAGGGACCAAGAAAGCUCAGCUAUGCAGAGGUGUGCCAGAGGCUGGCCAAGGACCCACCGCCAGCACCGGUACCCUCUCCCUCCCCUCCUUCUUCCUCUGCCAGCCAGCCCUUGCAAGAGCUCAAGGUCAACAGGGUGGAGGAGCCUCGGCCCAACUCAAGACGAACAUCAGACAAACCAGGAGAUAAAAGGCCUCCUCGGCAACCAUUGCGCUCCUUCAGAGGGACAGCUGGCCAAGGCAGAGUCGGAGGUCCAGGGCUGAAGAUCCGGGAGCAUCAGAGAGGCCUGAAUACUGGCAAAAGAUUUUCCCCACAGCGAGGAGCCAGACGCAGUGGCAAGGAACAAAACAUUCCUCCAAGUUCACCAAAAUAGCUAAAGAAAAAGAACCCUUUAAAACAUCAACUAAAAUAGAAAUAUGAACUCUGUAAAUAUAUGUAUAUACAUACACGCAUGUAAAUAGACAGAUAAAUAUAUUUAAUUUGACAGACUUUGUCAAAGAAUCAACUUUGGUAAAGAACUGAAAUAAUUUGGAUUGGCUGUAAAUAAGUAUUCCUUUCAGGACAUUGCUUUGUCUGCAAACAAAGGUGCAGACUUUAGGGUGAUAAAACAUACCUAUCUUAAAGUAAUAUGAUGAUAUUAAGAGUUGGCCCCAUAAACGGGCUGUUCUUCAGUGUAGCUACAUGUGUAUGUGUUUGAGCAAGUGGAGGUUUGUCUUGUAUCUUUUUUUUUCUUUUUUUUUUAAGUAUUUUAUUUUGUAAAAUAUGAGUAAUCUUGCAAACUUUACCGAUAUGGGAAAUGACAAAAAGGCACAUUUGAUUUUUUUCAAAGUGGUCGUUUGCAUGUAAUCCAUCUUAAGCUUUUAAUCAAAGUUGUUUCGCAUUUAAAUCAAAUAAUCAAACUAUUUAUGAGGUGGAACAUGUUGAAUACAUGGCAGAAUUAUAGAAACCUUUGGAAGAUUAGCAAGAAGCAGUGACAGAACAUUUGCUCGUGGUUUUGGAAUCUCGUUCUUACAAUAAUGUGAGCGAAUAAUUUGGAAAAUGGUGCAAUUUACUUAUAAUCCUUAUUUAGUGUUAGUUGUAUUUGGCAGUAAUUGUCUGUAAUGCAAAUAUUAUAUUACUACUGCUAAUAUUUGAAAAAAAAAAAAAAACAGUCCUAGAGUAUCACUGUACUUGUUCUGCUUGUGUCAUUUUUGCAUGAUUGACUCUGUUGAUGGAGCAUGAAUCACUGGCCAAAUAGCUGACUAUUGCUGCGGGUUAUUCUAAGUAAGCAGAAGCAUGUUUUCUGAGAGGGGGGUGGGGUGUACAGAGGCUGAAAACAAGAAUUCAGCGCCUGUCUCUCAAAGCAAGGUUAUAGGGUUAGUCUGCUGACUAUAACAAAGCUAAUGUUUAGGUGUGACUAGUUAAAAGUGAUCCUGUUUAGCAUGGUAACUCGUGGUGCACAGACAACAGUAGAUUAAGUUUUGAGGACUGCCCACUAGUCAUGGUGACACAGGAUAUGGAUCGUUCCGUAUUUCCAGUUUUGAACCUGUUUUAGAGCAGAACAGCUUAUCUGGAGAAUCAGAAGUACAAGCAUCUAUAAUGCUAAAUUAUAAUGGAUGAACUGAGGGACCUAGAGCAGGAGAAGUGUUUUUUUCUCCUCAAUAGAAUGUUUUUACUGCUUGAUUGAGGUAGCAGCUUGAAGGUUGGAUGGUGUCCUCCAUUAAUGUGGUGAAACUGAUUGUAGUUUGGGGAACUAAAACCACUUUUGAACUUGAUUUUGUAAAUGUGUAUACAGUAUGUAGCACAGUCGAUGUGUAUAAAUUGGUAAUUUAGUUUUGAUCGGGUUUGUCCAUAUACUUGUUCUAAUGUAUGUGUCUACAGCAGUAGGCAAUAUCUUCUCAUUUUCUGUCACUUAUUUUUCUCACUUUAUGGUUUUUAGUGGUUUGUAAUAUUUGUAUAUUGGUAGACUGAUCUGAGAAAAAAUGUUUAGUUAUUAACUACAGAGUUAGAUAUGGAUCUGUACUGCAACUUGAGGCUCAUUAGUGAGCACAGCAUACCCAUACCUGUAGAGAAAUCCACUAUCCUAUUGAUCGUAAGACUUUUAAUCAUUACAGAAUUUAGACAUGUAAAUAUACAAGUAUAUUUCAUUUGAUGGACAAUGUCAAACAAUCUCUUAAUAUUUUUGCGGAGCUGCAAUUGUUUGAAAAGACUUUUAGUACAUUUUCCUUGUAGCAAAAUGCAUAUAUUGUAUGGCCAGAACUGCAUACGUUGGGGUUGGUAAAACGUUUUCAUUUCAUCUCUGUAGCUUGAGGUGUUGCAUAUAAGCAAAGAUAAUGAAUCACUUUCUUAGUGGGAUAAAACUUUUUACCUUCAAUAAGUGUUUUAAGUCCUCUGCUUGUAGGGAGUUACUGCAGUGUACAGUAUUUGCUGUCUUGUAACCAGUAGUUAAAUUUUGACCGUGUAAACUAUGUGCAAAACAAAGAUGUUGCUUCUGCUUCAGACUACACUGAAUGAUUAUCUCAGCCCAAAUCUCCAGUGCCUUAGCAGUGUUUCAUUUGAGUAUAAAGUCCAAGAAUUUUGAGUACAUACAUUUGCAAUAUCAAAGACUUAAAAGUUGGUGGUUAACAUGUAUCAGACACAUGUGGACACUACAUUUUGUCCAGUGUAAAUCUCAGUUUAUUGUAGACGCAGCUGGAGUCGGUAUGUUUGUCAAUUAUGCAUCUAUCAUACAUUUUAUGUUGUUGGCUUGCCAGUGCAAAUUAAAUCUUGUUUUAGAAUCCUGUUCAUAACUCACUAUCAUAUUUGAGACUGCAAUUUUUAUCAACCAAGUGCACACUGGUUUACCAAGUGAAUAUUUUAUUACUGAGCCUGAUGUAUUAAAAUAAAAAUAUAUUUUUAAACAUUUA
Messenger RNA from Stegastes partitus (bicolor damselfish), 5058 nucleotides. It is a transcript of the gene larp4ab, whose product is annotated as La ribonucleoprotein 4Ab. Gene Ontology annotation, cellular component: cytoplasmic stress granule; cytosol. Lineage: Eukaryota; Metazoa; Chordata; Actinopteri; Pomacentridae. The transcript has 15 exons. The record is from RefSeq and is a predicted model, not a curated record. Gene Ontology annotation, molecular function: mRNA 3'-UTR binding. Gene Ontology annotation, biological process: positive regulation of translation. The coding region runs from base 327 to 2546 and encodes 739 amino acids.